This is a messenger RNA of Nicotiana attenuata, 1062 nucleotides long. Its product is annotated as thebaine 6-O-demethylase-like. The record is from RefSeq and is a predicted model, not a curated record. The transcript has 2 exons. NCBI's taxonomy places the organism in Eukaryota, Viridiplantae, Streptophyta, Magnoliopsida, Solanales, Solanaceae. The coding region runs from base 202 to 555 and encodes 117 amino acids.
UUGCUAUCUAAAACAACUUCUCUUAGAAAAAACCUCAUUUAUCGAUAAGCUCGAGAAAGCUAGGUAGCGCAUUGAAAGUUCCUAGCGUCCAAGAGCUGGCAAAGCAACAAGUAGCCGUUCCGCCGCGAUCGUGAUGAUAUCGAAACGUCUGUUUUGACAUCCAAUUCCUCAUCCAUAUUGCCUCAAGUUCCAGUAAUUGACAUGGAAAAACUGCUGGCCAUUGGAAAUGAUGAUUCAGAGCUUCGGAGGCUUCAUUUUGCUUGCAAAGAAUGGGGAUUUUUUCGGUUGGUGAAUCAUGGAGUGAGUUCAUCAUUGGUGGAGGAAGUGAAGUCAGAAAUCCGAGCAUUUUUCGAUCUACCAUUGGAAGAGAAGAAGAAGUUUGAGCAAGUAGAAGGGGAUGUUGAAGGAUAUGGACAAAACUUUGUCUUUUCUGAAGAGCAAAAAUUAGACUGGGCAGAUAUGUUUUACAUGACCACUCUCCCUACCCAUUUGAGAAAACCUCACUUAUUCCCUAAGCUCCCUCUCUCACUUAGGUACCUCUCUCUCUCUCUCUAAUAAGUCGCACAAAAUUCUGAGUUACAAAACAAACGAGAGUUACAAGAGAUUACGAAAUAAAAAGAAAAAUGAAACAUGAAAAAAUUACACAAGGUAUACAUACUAUUUUGCCAAUUGUAUUUUGCUUCUGCACUGACCAUUUAAGAUCUUUUGGAAAUAAAAUUUUAUAAACAGCUAGCCGCUAUAUAGUAAGACCUCAUUUGUUUUUGUUAUGGUUAAGUCGUUUGAAUCUAAAUACACAUCUGAAUUAAGAUGUUAUAUCAAUAUUAAGAUAUCUUAAUCUAAAUAUAUAUCUGAUUGGAUUAGUGCUCAACUAUAUAUAUGUACCUUAAGCUUAGAUGUAUAUUCUAACUUGUGCCUUGAUCUUCACUCCCUCCUGUAUUGGGGAAAACUGUAUUUAUAUGUAUAUGGUGACGUGUCAUGACACGUAGACUGGUCAAACAGUCAAAGAAUUAAGGUUGGUUAACAGAUACGAGCAACAACAGAUACAAGCAAGUUAAAUGGAGG